This is a messenger RNA of Aphanomyces astaci, 1252 nucleotides long. RefSeq lists its product as hypothetical. Gene Ontology annotation, molecular function: phosphotransferase activity, for other substituted phosphate groups. The transcript is spliced from 8 exons. The coding region runs from base 26 to 1186 and encodes 386 amino acids. The record is from RefSeq and is a predicted model, not a curated record. Lineage: Eukaryota; Oomycota; Saprolegniomycetes; Saprolegniales; Verrucalvaceae. Gene Ontology annotation, cellular component: membrane. Gene Ontology annotation, biological process: phospholipid biosynthetic process.
CAACCUACGCAUUCCCAUCAUCACCAUGGGCGUCCUCUCCAAGCAAGCUCUCGAGGGCAUUGCCGCGUACAAGUACAAGGCCGGCAGCUACACAUUCUUGGAUCUCCAGUUGAACCACUUCUGGAAUGCCAUGGUCGAGUUCUUGCCGUUGUGGAUGGCACCGAACCUGGUGACGUUGACAGGCACGAUCAUUGUGAUCCUCACGACCGUCCUCUUGCUUGCGAUCAGUCCCAACAUGGAAGGCGGCGCGCCUGGCUGGGCCUACGUUCUCAGCGGGGUCGGCCUCUUCGUGUACCAGACCCUGGACGCCAUUGACGGCAAGCAGGCGCGGCGCACGGGGUCGUCCAGCCCGCUCGGACAGCUCUUUGACCACGGGUGCGAUGCGCUCAGUGCGUUGCUCAACUGCCUCACCGCAUGUGUGGCGUUCAGCGCAGGCAACUCGACGUACACAUUUGCGGGUCUUUCCAGCGUGUCUGUCAACUUCUUUGCCGCGCAGUGGGACGAGUACCACACGGGCACGAUGAGCUGUGGCAACGGGUACUAUGGUGUCACCGAAGGCCAACUGACGCUCAUUGUGUGUCUUUUGCUCACGGCGGCUGUGGGCGAUGACUUUUGGUUGACCCAGCCACUGUUGCCGUUUGCAUCGAUUACGUGCGGGCAGGUGUUCAUUUUGACAUGUUUUGCAAGCAAUGUAUUGCUGGUGUACGCCAACGUCAAGAAUGUGUUUACUGCUGCGCCACUAGCACAAGACCAAGUAGGCCACAAGGAUUUGUCGAAACUCCAAGCGCUGCGUCAGCUGGUGCCCGUGGCCGCCGUGAUUGCCGGCGGGUACUUGUCCAUGAUUGUGGGUCCUGCUCGUGCCGUGUACUUGUCGCAUCCGCUGGUUCUCGUGGGACCGUUUGGCCUCAAUUUUGUACUCAUGUCGUCUCGCAUGAUUGUAUGCCACAUGUCGAAAGUGCCGUUUUCGAUGCAAAGUCGCAUUCUGGUACCGUUGGCGGCCUACCUGGUCGUUGUGUACGUGCCUUCCGCCGCCGGAAUCUCUAUCGCAUCGCCGAUGGUGGCGUCCGUCGUGUACGCGGGGGUCGCCACGGCAGUGUACAUCCACUACAUCCUUUCGGCAGUGUUUGAGAUCUGCGCGCACUUGAAGAUUCAUCUCUUGACGCUGCCUGCCAAGAAGUCCGAGUAACUCCAACAUACUAAACAUACUAAUACUAACAAUCUCCGUGGUUUGAACUACGGAAGUGUUAAUGUC